AUGUUUCCUCUCCCCAAUUCAGAUAAGAUGACGAAGCUCAGAGAGUUGCUGCACAAGAGCGAUAACCGCAUAUGUGCUGACUGCAGUGCACCUGAUCCCAAAUGGGCAUCGGCUAACAUUGGAGUAUUCAUAUGCCUAAAAUGCUCUGGUGUUCACAGAAGCCUUGGCACACAUGUUUCAAAGGUUUUGUCAAUCACUCUAGAUCAAUGGAGUGAUGAUGAAAUUAACUCGAUGAUAGAAGUUGGUGGAAACUCUUACGCCAAUUCUAUAUAUGAAGCAUUUAUUCCAGAGGGCUAUCACAAACCACAUCCAGAUUCUAGCCAGGAAGAGAGAGCUGAUUUCAUCAGGUCAAAGUAUGAGUUGCAAGAAUUUCUGAAGCCAAGCCUACGGAUAGUUUCUAGUAAGAGCUCUUUAGAGGCUACCUACUCUCGAAAACAUAUUGGGCAGCAAUGCUUCUCAUUCUCAUCGUUUGGUUUAUUUAUUUUGCAGGCUGGCAUGGUUGAGUUUAUUGGAAUACUAAAAGUUAAAGUAAUAAGAGGGACUAAAUUAGCUGUAAGAGACCUGAUAAGUAGUGACCCCUAUGUUGUACUGAUCCUAGGGCAGCAGAAAGCAAAGACAUCAGUGGUUAAACGUAAUCUAAAUCCUGUUUGGAAUGAAGAACUUAAGCUGUCAGUUCCUCAGCAAUAUGGACCUCUCAAGCUUCAAGUGUUUGACCAUGCCAUGCUAUCGAAGGACGACAAAAUGGGCGAGGCUGAGAUUGACCUGCAGCCGAUGAUCAGUGCAGCGACUGCGUUCGGUGACGCUGACCUGCUUGCAGACAUGCAGAUCGGCAAGUGGCUCAAGUCCCCGGACAAUGCGCUGGCCAGGGACAGCCCCGUCAAUGUCGUCAAUGGCAAGGUGAAGCAGGAGGUCUCGUUGAAGCUACAGAACGUCGAGUCCGGGGAGGUGGACCUGGAGCUGGAGUGGGUACCUCUCAAUCAGUAGAGUUCACCAGAUCUGAUGCAUGCUUGUGGCAUAUAUAAGUCGUGAUGAGUUCUUGGUCAUCUUUGGAUUGUCAGGAUGCCUGCAGUAUGGUGUCAUGGAUUAUCUUUACACCUAUGAUGCUGAUGGAACAUUUGGUUAGGUAGCAUGAUGAUUUGAAGAACGCACCUAAUCUGUGGUUCAUGAGAUCAGGUUGUAAGCAAUAAAGGAAUAUAGAGCAGGCCGUAAUUGCGCAGUUAAAAAAAACAAAGAAUCUUGCGCUCCGGACUCA
This is a messenger RNA of Panicum hallii, 1252 nucleotides long. Its product is annotated as ADP-ribosylation factor GTPase-activating protein AGD12-like. The transcript has 7 exons. NCBI's taxonomy places the organism in Eukaryota, Viridiplantae, Streptophyta, Magnoliopsida, Poales, Poaceae. The record is from RefSeq and is a predicted model, not a curated record. Bases 1 to 984 code for a protein of 327 amino acids. Gene Ontology annotation, molecular function: GTPase activator activity; phospholipid binding.